AUGCUGGAAAUACUGGUGAGUGGGGGGGAGUGGUGCCUGGGAGGGGGUGCUGGUGAGUGCGGAGGGGUGGUGCGUGGUGAGUGGGAGAGACGCAAAGCUAGAGGGAGGGGCAUUUUCCUGGUCGGGUUUGGGAAUAUGGGGUCUGGUUCGAAAAGUUUCACCUGGACUCAAAAGCGCUCACCUGCUCUCGCUCCUGAGGGGACUUCACGUUUCACCUGGACUCAAAAGCCGCCUCUCAAGCAGCACCUCCCCUUUUUCCUUCGCCUGCUCUCGCCCCUGAGGGAGCAGAAGCACGUGCAGCAGCAGCAUCCCGCCUUCACCCUUCCGCAUGCUCUUUCUUCCUCGUCUCCCCGCUCCCCUCUCCCCUUCUCCAUCCGCCCUCUCCCCCUCUCCUUCACCCCGCUCUCCUCAUCCCCCCCUUUAAUCCUCUUAUCCAACCCCCCACUCCCUUUCCCGCAGGGCCUGGUGGUGGUGACACCAGCAGCAGCAUUCCUCCCUAACCCUUUCCCAAAUUCUCUUAUCCAACCCCCCACUCCCUUUCCCCAGGGCCUGGGCCUGGUGGUGGUGAAGGGCGAGGAGGCAACGCGCAUCUACCACCUGCACGCACACCUGACGGGCGACAGCAGAGGCAGCAGCGGAAUCAGUAGUGUUGUUGCCGGCAGUGGGGGCAGCAGCAGCAGCAGCAGCAGCGUGGGGGGCAGUGCAGGGGUGCGCGUGAUCGAGCAGAACACGUGCUACCGCGGACAGUGGGGCGAGUCGGUGCGGUGUGAAGGGUUUGCUUCCACUUACCAUGAGGAGAGAGGUGCGUGGCGUGGGGAAAGAGGCGGGUCAAGGGGGGAGAGAGGUGGGUGCAGAGGGAGGGAGUGGGUGCAGAGGGAGGGAGUGGGUGCAGAUGGAGGGAGUGGGUGCAGAGGGAGGGAAGUGCAAGCUGGGUUGGACGGGCAGAGGCGGUGUGAGAAGUGGUCGCGGGAGCGGGCGCGCACAGAGGAGGACCAGGAGCGCAUGGACGGCGCUGAAGGCGCGGAUGGCACCCACCUGGACACGGAGAAGCUGUCGGGGUGGCAGCGACAGGUGAUGAAGCAGGCGGACAAGGAGGUGACGGAGGAGUGGCCCUUCCCAUUCCACGAGGACCGCCUCUUUGUGCUCGUUGUGCGCGCUGGCUGGGAGGGCUUCCACGUCUCGGUGGACGGCAACCACGUCGCGUCCUUCCAGUACCGCUCUGGCAACCCACUUGAGGAGGCCACGGCGGUGGCCAUCAGCGGCGCCAUCCGUCUCAAGUCGUUCGUCGCCACGUCGCUGCCGCUCGCCCCACCGCUGCGCACGGCGGACCUGGAGGCCAGCGAGUCGCUCAAGGCGCCCGCUGUGAGGGGGGACGUCAACGUGAGCAUGUUCAUCGGCAUCCUGUCCGCCACCAACCACUUUGCCGAGCGCACCGCUGUGCGCAAGACGUGGCUGCAGCACCCUCAGAUCCGCAGCGGGGAGGUGGUGGCGCGCUUCUUCCUCGCCCUGCAUCCGAGCAUCCAGGUGAACGUGGAGGUGCACAAGGAAGCCGCGCUGUACGGAGACAUGGUGGUGCUGCCGUUCAUCGACCGCUACGACCUCGUCGUGCUCAAGACCAUCGCCAUCUGCGAGUUCGGGCUCCGCAACGUAUCAACCAACUAUAUAAUGAAGGUGGACGACGACAACUUUGUACGCCUUGACGCUGUGUUUGACGAGAUCCGAUUCGCCAACCAUGCGAGCGGGCUGUACAUGGGCAACAUCAACGAGUUCCACAAGCCGCUGAGGGAGGGCAAGUGGGCCGUGUCUGAAGAGGAGUGGCCGGAGACCAACUACCCACCAUACGCCAACGGGCCAGGGUACAUCAUCACGCGAGACAUUGCUGACUUCAUCGUGCGCAUGAAGGAGUACAAGAUGCUGCGGAUAUUCAAGAUGGAGGACGUGAGCAUGGGCAUGUGGGUGGUGCAGUACGGCAUCAACAACACCAUCCACUACAUCCACAACUGGCGCUUCUGCCAGUUCGGCUGCAUGGACGACUACCUCACCGCGCACUACCAGUCGCCGCGCCAGAUGCUCUGCAUGUGGACCAAGCUGUCCAGAGGCGAGGCCAGGUGCUGCACCUAG
Messenger RNA from Closterium sp. NIES-65, 2121 nucleotides. Lineage: Eukaryota; Viridiplantae; Streptophyta; Zygnematophyceae; Desmidiales; Closteriaceae. The record is from the annotation of a GenBank genome assembly.